Arabidopsis arenosa is the source of this 1201-nucleotide messenger RNA. The record is from the annotation of a GenBank genome assembly. Lineage: Eukaryota; Viridiplantae; Streptophyta; Magnoliopsida; Brassicales; Brassicaceae.
GGUUUUGCUUGUAUCUCCUCCUUUCUCAAUUCCCUCCGGAAGCUGUGAAUUCAUCAAUUAAUUCCAUUCUCAAAACCAAUUCUUGGUCACACCCUUAAGAGAUCUGAGUUCUAAAGAUGAUGACAGAUUUAUCUCUCACAAGAGAUGAAGAUGAAGAAGAAGAAGCAAAGCCCUUAGAAGAAGAAGGAGCAGGAACAAGACAAGUAGCAGAGAGAGAGCACAUGUUCGACAAAGUUGUGACUCCAAGUGAUGUCGGAAAACUAAACCGACUUGUGAUCCCAAAGCAACACGCAGAGAGAUUCUUCCCUUUAGAUUCAUCUUCAAACGAGAAGGGUUUGCUUUUGAACUUCGAAGAUCUCACAGGCAAAUCAUGGAGGUUCCGUUACUCUUACUGGAACAGUAGUCAAAGCUAUGUCAUGACUAAAGGUUGGAGCAGAUUCGUUAAAGACAAAAAGCUUGACGCCGGAGAUAUUGUCUCUUUUCAAAGAUGUGUCGGAGAUUCAGGAAGAGAUAGUCGUUUGUUUAUUGAUUGGAGGAGACGACCUAAAGUCCCUGACCAUCCUCAUUUCGCCGCCGGAGCUAUGUUCCCUAGGUUUUACAGCUUUCCUUCAACGAAUUACAAUCUUUAUAAUCAGCAGCAGCAACGUCAUCAUUACGGCGGUGGUUAUAAUUAUCAUCAAAUUCCGAGAGAAUUUGGUUAUGGUUACUUCGUUAGGUCAGUGGAUCAGAGGAAUAAUCCGGCGGCUGCGGUGGCUGAUCCGUUGGUGAUCGAAUCUGUGCCGGUGAUGAUGCACGGAAGAGCUAAUCAGGAACUUGUUGGAACGGCCGGGAAGAGGUUGAGGCUUUUUGGAGUUGAUAUGGAAUGCGGCGAGAGCGGAAUGACCAACAGUACGGAGGAGGAAUCAUCAUCUUCCGGUGGGAGUUUGCCACGUGGCGGUGGUGGUGGUGGUGCUUCGUCAUCCUCUUUCUUUCAGCUGAGACUUGGGAGCAGCAGUGCCAGUGAAGAUGAUCACUUCACUAAGAAAGGAAAGUCUUCAUUGUCUUUUGAUUUGGAUCAAUAAUAAUGAUGAUGAAAUAUUAGUUGGUAUUUUAAGAAAAAACAUACAUAUAUAAUGCUAUAUAUAUGACAACAUAAUGCAUUGAUUUCAUUAUAAAUUUAUCGGAGAAAUGAUAUAUGUUCUAAUAAUAUGCAUGGUCAAUA